Aureobasidium musti is the source of this 3306-nucleotide messenger RNA. NCBI's taxonomy places the organism in Eukaryota, Fungi, Ascomycota, Dothideomycetes, Dothideales, Saccotheciaceae. The record is from the annotation of a GenBank genome assembly.
AUGGCCGCCGCAUACUCUGCACAUGCUCCGGGCUCCCUCCCUCCAACCAUGUCGAACCCGAGUGCUCCUCCAGGCACCUUCGCUCCAGGUACCAAGGUCCAAGUCGGCUCACACCGCGUCGUCAUCGAGAAGUACUUCUCCGAGGGAGGCUUCGCUCACGUCUACACCGUCCGUGUACCGCCCAAAGAUGCCUCAAGCAAGCCCACCAUUGCUGUGCUCAAAAGAGUCGCCGUACCAGACAAGGAUGCUCUGGCAAACAUGCGUACCGAGGUUGAGACCAUGAAGAAGCUACAAGGCCACAAGCACAUUGUCACAUACAUCGACAGUCAUGCCAGUCAGCUGAAAGGCGGUGGCUACGAGGUCUUNUUGCUCAUGGAGUUCUGCUCGGGCGGUGGUCUGAUUGAUUUCAUGAACACACGCCUGCAGCACCGCUUGACCGAGCCAGAGAUUCUGAACAUCUUCGGCGACGUCAGCGAGGGUGUUGCGACUAUGCAUUACCUCAAGCCACCGCUUUUGCAUAGAGAUCUGAAGGUCGAGAACGUGCUCAUCACAAAUUCGUCAAAGGGUGCUAUCUACAAACUUUGCGAUUUCGGUAGUACAGCUCCACCACGACCUGCUGCUACCAAUGCUCAAGAGGGCAGGAUAAUCGAGGAAGAUAUUCAGCGUCACACUACCAUGCAAUAUCGGAGUCCUGAAAUGGUCGACGUCUGGCGCCGGCAGCCAAUUGACGAAAAGAGUGAUAUCUGGGCGCUGGGCGUCUUGUUGUACAAGCUGUGCUACUACACUACUCCUUUCGAGGAGGUCGGUCAGAUGGCCAUCUUGAAUGCUUCGUUCAAGUACCCACACUAUCCUGCAUUUUCAUCUCGUCUCAAAGCCUUGAUCGGCUCUUGUUUGCGAGAAGACCCUCGUCUGAGACCGAAUAUAUAUCAAGUUGUCAGCGAAGUAUGCAGUAUGCGCGGCACGCCAGUACCUAUCAAAGACGUGAGUACCAUCUGUACGAUUCAGUUCCGAACGGACAUUCUAAUGGCGAACAGNAUCUAUGCACAACGCACACAGUCCGAGGCAGGACGCAACCAAAAACUUCCGGAUCUCACCCCUGUAGCUUCACCACCUCCAGCAGGCAUCAGUCAUGCAUCACCCGUCAAACAAAAACAAUACAUCCCUGAGAUUGCUCCAAUGAGGCGCGGCAGACCGACUGCUGCACCUCAACCGCAGGCUGCAGCGGCGUCCUCUGCUAAGAACUCGGAUCCUUUUGCUGCACUCGAUUCUGCCUCGAAUACCAUCCGAUCUCGUGCUGUUGAUGAGCUUUCAGCCAAGUUCCCAUCGUUGGACGAAUUCUCGAUUGCGCAUGAGUCAGGUGGUUUCAACUUUAGCUCGUCUAAGCCGCAAAGGAACGAUCCCAUAACGAGCGCUCUGGCAGACGAGGUAUUUGCACGUCCUUCGUCAGCGAAAGCCACACCUCCUCCCAAAUCCGAGUCUACCCCAGCUCAAAGUGUCAGCAAGCCUCCAACAAAAUCCGAGCCUAGCGCGAAGGCACAAGCACCUCCUAAACCCAAAACACUGCUACAUCAACCAGCCCCACAAAGACCGAGCUACUCUUCAACUGGCACCAUGACUUCUUCGGCUGAGACUCAACCUACACAGCCAGCCCUACCGAAGAUGCCAGACGUCAGCAAGAGACCGAUCUGGCGAGUUCCGGAUCACUCGAGAUCUUCGAGCCAGCCGCGUGCUUCUCCCCUGGCCCAGAAAGAAGCUGAUAGACUUCAGCCCAGUGCACUACCCGCCGAAAGACCUGCAUUACUCGACAUUCACCGCUCCAAAUCGCAAACAGCUACGAUGACGCUCGCGAAGCAAACAACUUCUUCCAGACCCUCCUUGGAAGGUCACAGACCAUCUUUUGGAUACGAGGAUGGAAUCAGCAGAACAAGAUCUGCCAACGCAAGGCCGCGACCCGUUAGUGCUGCGUACGUGGACUCCAAUCUUGACUAUUUGCGGGAACAAGAAGCAGAGAGAAAGAGACCGUCACUUGAAAUCAGGAGAUCCAGCCGAUCGAUCAGAAGUACUGAGCUCAACUUUGACGACGCAAAUAUUGAAAGCGAUGCCGACUACCUUAGAAGCCUGGAAAACAACGAUGGGCUUAGUCGUCGAAGUAGCGGCAAGAGUGCUGCUCAUAACAAGCGCUCCAGCUUGUCCUCAUUCAGCUUAAGUGGAACGAAGAAUAUGCUAUCAGGCAGAUUCGGCGAUGCAUUCAAGAGAUUUGAGCAGACAGGCGGAGAAGAAAGGACUGAGAAGAGUGGUAGAGGGUCUGAAUCAGGAUUCAGGACACCUAGCCCCAAUCCACCAAUGCAGACCGAGGGUAACCUACUCAGUCCGAUCACAGGCUCCGAGACUAAUGAGACGCCGCGACGUCCCGAAGUUACCAAGUCUGAUCUUGAUGAUCUGAUCGAGACUGAAGACUUACCACCAGAGAUGCGCAGAGAGAUGGAAAGGCUACAACUUGCACAGGAAGAGAAGCGUGUAGCAGCUGCGGCGGCUGAGCACAGAAGUCGCGGAGGUGCGCCGCCCGUGCCAUCGAAAGCCAACAUGAUUCAGCAGCGCGUUCAAUCCUUAUUGGACGAUGGACAGAAGUCUCCUGUACGAAAGAGGCAAGCGGAAGGCUACGGGCGCUACACGGAAAGAACAGAGACUGUGGAGCCCGAACGGCGACCAACACCCACAGCCCAGCCUAUUGUGAAGAAACAAGCACCACCUGUUGCGAGAAAGCCAGCUACGCCUGUUCCCUCAUCUGCUGCUGCAUCUGGAGAAGUGGAUAUGAACUUGAGAUACCACAAGGUUCGACAAUCUCAAUCGUUCCCGAUACCAGCAGGCACAUACCCCUUAGAGCACUCAGUGUCAGCACCUGCGCAAAGAACAGGAGCAGCACCAAGACCUAACACACCUGCCAAGCCAACGGCACUCAAGACAGGCGGAUCAGCUAUGUCACAAGGUCGACCGCCAUCUUCAGGAACGACGGGCCCUGUAUACAGCCAGCCCUCAGGGGCAACUCGUGGUCCCAGUCUUGCAGCACUGAUUGCACGAGACAAUGAAGGUGUUGCGGGCGUCGGUGCCGGCAACAAUGCUGGCAUGGAGCAAGGAGUGAGGCAGGAACCAGAGAUGGUCAACCAAGCGGAUUUUGAUGAUUGGCAAGCAGAUUUCAGCAAGAGAUACCCAAGUCUGAGUGGCAUUGAAAUGGUGGAGAGAGAAAUAGCAGCGACUGGCGGGAGUAGAGAUGGAGGGCGACGUGGGAUGCGAGUUAGAGAUGUAUGA